AUGGUUGAGCUCACAGUCGGCUAUGUAUCUGGUAUCAUCGCAGCUGGUAUCUUCGUAGGCAAAUUGGACCCUGAGUGGAACAUCACUAUCCCAUGGAAUCUCACAUAUGCCUUUGCCAGCGGGCUAUCAGAAUUGUCGCCCACCGUCUCAAGCAUCUGGGAUAUAGAGUGGCGUAACUAUGAGCUGACACGGAGGGAAAACUACAACAAAGGAUCGCUGUAUGCGGUUGGCUCAUAUCGCCAGGUUGAGAACAGGAUCCUUAGCGACCGCAUUGAAGUAGCUGAAGGGGUCAUAAUGGACACCAAGAAUGGAGGCAUUGGAUUCCGCAACCACACAUUACCUCCCCAGUCCCAUCAUGGAAGCACCUGGACAGAAGACUUACUGUUCGUCUUGCCUCAGACUAGUUGCGUCAACCUCAACCUCACUCUGGAUUUUAAGUGGCAAUCGUUUCCCGUGAAUGUCACCGUAACCGACCGUGGGGGGUUCGUCAACCUACGUCACCAGCAACCGGAGCAUUCGAUAGUGCAAACGCAGCAUAACUUCGACCUGCAUAACAAGGCAUACACGGGUGCAUGGCUAACGAAUGCCAUGGGCAUGGUUUAUCUCAAUGUCACCAAUCCGAGCAGCCACGGCUAUGCUCAGUCUUUCGAGUACGUGAACUCGGCGGUAGGGAAGUCAUUCCCUAUACUCAACAAAGGGACCGGAGUGUCCUGGGGCCCAGAUGGCAUCUCGACGUCCACCAUGUGGGGAGACUUCUUCAACAUACCCGACCCUGGGUAUAAUGCUUCUGGACGGGCGUGGGACAUUGCCAGCGUGCGGUAUCCAAAUCCCUUCAAUAUCACCACAAAGAACUUCACCAAUAUUGGUACAGAUGCUAUCUGCGGCCUUCGGAGCAUUCGCUAA
Molecule: messenger RNA, 903 nt
Organism: Aspergillus oryzae RIB40
Lineage: Eukaryota; Fungi; Ascomycota; Eurotiomycetes; Eurotiales; Aspergillaceae
Exons: 2
Coding region: 1-903 (300 amino acids)
Source: RefSeq, a predicted model, not a curated record